Messenger RNA from Cydia amplana, 767 nucleotides. RefSeq names its product transcription factor Adf-1-like. The record is from RefSeq and is a predicted model, not a curated record. The transcript is spliced from 4 exons. Gene Ontology annotation, biological process: regulation of transcription by RNA polymerase II. Lineage: Eukaryota; Metazoa; Arthropoda; Insecta; Lepidoptera; Tortricidae. Gene Ontology annotation, cellular component: transcription regulator complex; nucleus. The coding region runs from base 10 to 759 and encodes 249 amino acids.
GGCAACACGAUGAGUCGCGACAGCACGCCGGAACCUAUACCGAUGCGCGCAAUACCUUUGGAGUCCACGUCUAAGUUCCGCACCGGCGCCGACGUAGAGCUGAUUGAGUAUGUGCGCAGCCGCCCCGUGCUGUACGACCCCUCGCACUCGCGCUACAUGGACAACCUGCUCAAAAACGGCCUCUGGAACAAGAUCGGCAGACAGCUGAGGGCUAGCCCGAGCGCAUGCAAAGCGCGCUGGAACAACAUCCGCGACAACUACCGCAAGGCGCUGCGCAAGCGCAGCAUCAACGGCAAGCUGCAGUACAAGUUCGCGCACCUGCUGGGCUUCAUGGACCCCAUCUACAAGGGUCAAUUUGAGCCCAGCACUUGCCAAGCAGCCAACAAUAGUGCAAGCCAAUUAAGCGCAAAAACAGAAAACUCAGAAGACAGCAACGAAGUGGAAGGCCCAGACGAAUCACUACAACAAUCAACCAAUUACGACGAUCAAUUCGAGGCCGACGGUCUCUCCAACCAAUCAGAGUCCGUCGUAGACUACGAGAUGUUCGAAAAGACCAACGUGUCUGGUUCCUACCCCCCGCACCCCGCGCCGCAGGCCGUGGACGCGUUCUUAGCCGCGAUUGGUAUGUCGCUGAAAGGCCUGAGUCCGUACCACUUAUCUAUGGCCAAGGCGGAGAUUUUUGCUGUUGUGCAUAAGUAUGAGUUGAAGGGGAUUGUGCAAAACGGGUGGGCGCCUUCUAAUGUUAAUCCUUUGCCUUGAGAGGUGUA